CUCCGUCUUUCAGAGAAGCACAAAAACAGAGAAGAAGCUGUGUCCGGAAUGAUUGAGAGAUUUGAACCCCGUCGAUAUCUGAACCGGUUCUUCACGCUCUCCGCGUCUCGGCUCGAAACUCCUUCCUCAACCCGUCACCGGUCGCCGUCGCCGAGUUCCCGACUCGACUGAGCCACCACGGAUAUCAUACCCAUAGAAUUGACUGGUUUCAGCUUUUUUUUUUUGCAUAUUUAUCGAUCUGUGCAUCUUCGAGCUGUGGAUCUGAGAAUUUUUUUGGAGGGGGGAGGAUAGGAGUUGCGUAGAACGAUGCCGUCUCACGCGGAUCUGGACCGUCAGAUCGAGCAUCUGAUGGAGUGCAAGCCUCUGCCGGAGGCAGAAGUGAAGACUCUGUGCGAUCAGGCGAGGGCGAUACUGGUGGAGGAAUGGAACGUGCAGCCGGUGAAAUGCCCCGUGACGGUGUGUGGCGAUAUACACGGCCAGUUCUACGAUCUCAUCGAGCUGUUCCGGAUAGGAGGGAAUGCGCCGGAUACCAAUUACCUAUUUAUGGGUGAUUAUGUUGAUCGUGGUUACUAUUCGGUGGAGACUGUCACACUUUUGGUGGCCUUGAAAGUUCGUUAUAGAGAUAGAAUUACAAUUCUCAGAGGAAAUCAUGAGAGCCGUCAAAUUACUCAAGUGUAUGGCUUUUAUGAUGAAUGUUUGAGAAAAUAUGGAAAUGCCAAUGUCUGGAAGUAUUUUACCGACUUAUUUGAUUAUUUACCUCUGACUGCCCUUAUUGAGAGUCAGAUUUUCUGUUUACAUGGAGGUCUUUCACCUUCUCUAGACACACUGGAUAAUAUCCGGGCCUUGGAUCGCAUACAAGAGGUUCCUCAUGAAGGACCAAUGUGCGAUCUCUUGUGGUCUGAUCCAGAUGACCGUUGUGGAUGGGGAAUAUCUCCUCGCGGUGCUGGAUAUACAUUUGGACAGGAUAUAGCUGCUCACUUCAAUCAUACCAAUGGUCUAUCCUUGAUAUCUAGAGCUCACCAGCUUGUCAUGGAAGGUUACAAUUGGUGCCAGGAGAAGAAUGUUGUGACUGUAUUUAGUGCACCAAAUUACUGUUACCGAUGUGGAAAUAUGGCUGCAAUACUGGAAAUCGGAGAGAAUAUGGAUCAGAAUUUUCUGCAGUUUGACCCAGCACCCCGGCAAAUUGAGCCUGACACUACACGGAAGACUCCGGAUUAUUUUUUGUAAUUCCAUACAUCUUCCAGCCGUUUGUAGUUAUUGUUUUCUGCUGUUGCUGUAGAUGUGUUGUUAAGAGGAGUUUCCCUGUUUCAUCAGCAUAUUCUUUCUCUGGGAUUUUGCCUGCUACUGCUGCUGCCUUGUUUGCAGAAGAAACCCUCAUAGGAGAGCUGACGGCCAUCAAUUAGUGUUGUAUAUUUUCGAGGAGGAAGCAGCAAUAACAUGAUAUAUCUUGUGUAAUUUUUUUCGUAUCUCAAGUUAGAGAAGAGAUUUUUGAGAGAUCUGACAAUCAUGUUGAUUUGGGACAUCCCAUUGUGCCAAUGCCAAAUGAAAGCGCAGGUUUUUAUUUCACAU
Messenger RNA from Neltuma alba, 1569 nucleotides. Its product is annotated as serine/threonine-protein phosphatase PP2A catalytic subunit. The transcript is spliced from 6 exons. Gene Ontology annotation, molecular function: protein serine/threonine phosphatase activity. NCBI's taxonomy places the organism in Eukaryota, Viridiplantae, Streptophyta, Magnoliopsida, Fabales, Fabaceae. The record is from RefSeq and is a predicted model, not a curated record. The coding region runs from base 307 to 1227 and encodes 306 amino acids.